AGCUACGUGGUGGCUCGCCUCUGAUUCCCCGUGUAAAAAAUGGAGUUUAGGAUCCCUGCCCUGUGUGCAGCCCACAGCCUCAAGCCCCCAUGGGGAUGGAAUGCCGGAAACCUCUGGCCAGCGCACUAGCAGCCUGGAGAAUACGGAAGAUUGUGGCAGGAUUGUGGGGCACAUGGGCAGCUCCCUGCUCGUCCGGGCCCCUGGUGCCCACGAGAAAACCAAAACAGGUGCGUGCCCCGCGCCGCACGUCAGGAGGGCAAGACUCAGUGGAGGGAGGGGCUGUCCACUCGCUCUAGCUCCCCAGAGGCUGAACAGGGAGAACUGGGAAAAAGGACGCCUCCUCAGCGUCCUAGAACGAGUCCUCGGCACCUGGUAUUGCAUGCGCCCUAGUAUGGGGCCGCUCCACUUGCGCAGGUGUUGGCAACAUGCGGGGAGCGCCACGGCAUGCCCCCAAUGAGCCGACUCCCUCCCCCAACUCUGCCCCCUUUGUCUCGCUGGCCCCUACUCCUUCUGUCUGCCUGUCUGUCCCGUCCCAGGUUCAGCGCGCACGGCCCUGCCGGGGUCCCUCUGGCAGUUGCCGUAGCCGCGCGGCCCGACCCGGGGCUCCCAAGAGGAGAAAAAAUCAUGAAUGAAAUGGAUGCGCUGCUCCCACUCCUCCGCCCUCCUUGUCCAAGCAACCUUGGCAUGGGGGCGACGACUGCGGAGACUCCGCGCAGAGUUGCUCGGGAGAGGGAGGCACCUGAGAUGAGGUCAGGGGUUAAGGGUCUGUGAUCCGGCCCCCUUCGUGCCCCGGGAGCAGGCCGCUCUCCCGGUCCCCCGCCCCGCCAGCCCUGCGCAAUUCCCGGCGAGCGGCGGAAGCCCGCCCGGGGGCGGGGCGGAGCCGGGGCUGGGGGGUGCCAAACCCACCCGGCGGCUGCGCCAGCGACUCUGCAGCUGAAGCGCAUUUGGUGAGGCGGUCGGGCGAGGGAGCGCGCACGGAGCGCGGGACGGAGCGCCAGGCGGACGGACCGAAGGACGGAGGCACCGAAGGACGGACGCCCCCGCACACGCAGACGCACAGAGCUCGGCGCGGCCCCCGUCGCAUACACACUGGCACAGACACAAGCAGGGACACACGCAGACACACGCACACUCGCGCGCGCAUCCUCCCGCCAGCCUGCCCGCCUGCUCGCCGGCGCCCGGAGCCCGCUCUGGCCGCUUGCUUUUUGCUGAGAAAGCUUCCUGCCCUGGAAGAUGGCACCCUUCCCCAUCCAGACACCUUGGGAAUGAAUUAUGAGGGAGCCAGGAGUGAGAGAGAGAACCACGCUGCUGAUGACUCCGAGGGAGGGGCCCUGGACAUGUGCUGCAGUGAGAGGCUACCGGGUCUCCCCCAGCCGAUAGUGAUGGAGGCACUGGACGAGGCUGAAGGGCUCCAGGACUCACAGAGAGAGAUGCCGCCACCCCCUCCUCCCUCGCCGCCCUCAGAUCCAGCUCAGAAGCCACCACCUCGAGGCGCUGGGAGCCACUCCCUCACUGUCAGGAGCAGCCUGUGCCUGUUCGCUGCCUCACAGUUCCUGCUGGAACCCACGGCCUGGCUUGACUCUGGGACGUGGGGAGUCCCCAGUCUGCUGCUGGUCUUUCUGUCCGUGGGCCUGGUCCUCGUUACCACCCUGGUGUGGCACCUCCUGAGGACACCCCCAGAGCCACCCACCCCACUGCCCCCUGAGGACAGGCGCCAGUCAGUGAGCCGCCAGCCCUCCUUCACCUACUCAGAGUGGAUGGAGGAGAAGAUCGAGGAUGACUUCCUGGACCUCGACCCGGUGCCCGAGACUCCUGUGUUUGAUUGUGUGAUGGACAUCAAGCCUGAGGCUGACCCCACCUCACUCACCGUCAAGUCCAUGGGUCUGCAGGAGAGGAGGGGUUCCAAUGUCUCCCUGACCCUGGACAUGUGCACUCCGGGCUGCAACGAGGAGGGCUUUGGCUAUCUCAUGUCCCCACGUGAGGAGUCCGCCCGCGAGUACCUGCUCAGCGCCUCCCGUGUCCUCCAAGCAGAAGAGCUUCAUGAAAAGGCCCUGGACCCUUUCCUGCUGCAGGCGGAAUUCUUUGAAAUCCCCAUGAACUUUGUGGAUCCGAAAGAGUACGACAUCCCUGGGCUGGUGCGGAAGAACCGGUACAAAACCAUACUUCCCAACCCUCACAGCAGAGUGUGUCUGACCUCACCAGACCCUGACGACCCUCUGAGUUCCUACAUCAAUGCCAACUACAUCCGGGGCUAUGGUGGGGAGGAGAAGGUGUACAUCGCCACUCAGGGACCCAUCGUCAGCACGGUCGCCGACUUCUGGCGCAUGGUGUGGCAGGAGCACACGCCCAUCAUUGUCAUGAUCACCAACAUCGAGGAGAUGAACGAGAAAUGCACCGAGUAUUGGCCGGAGGAGCAGGUGGCGUACGACGGUGUUGAGAUCACUGUGCAGAAAGUCAUUCACACGGAGGAUUACCGGCUGCGACUCAUCUCCCUCAAGAGUGGGACUGAGGAGCGAGGCCUGAAGCAUUACUGGUUCACAUCCUGGCCCGACCAGAAGACCCCAGACCGGGCCCCCCCACUCCUGCACCUGGUGCGGGAGGUGGAGGAGGCAGCCCAGCAGGAGGGGCCCCACUGUGCCCCCAUCAUCGUCCACUGCAGUGCAGGGAUUGGGAGGACCGGCUGCUUCAUUGCCACCAGCAUCUGCUGCCAGCAGCUGCGGCAGGAGGGUGUGGUGGACAUCCUGAAGACCACGUGCCAGCUCCGUCAGGACAGGGGCGGCAUGAUCCAGACAUGCGAGCAGUACCAGUUUGUGCACCACGUCAUGAGCCUCUACGAAAAGCAGCUGUCCCACCAGUCCCCAGAAUGACUGCGCUUCUCCUACAAGGUUCUCUGGGCACUGCCCAGCCUGAGUCUCGGCCCUCACCCAGGGCCCUGCCUCGGGUCCUGGGCCUGCUCCCCGCUUCCUCCCCUUCAGUCAGCUCCCUCUGUCCUCUGUCAGCCUGGCCUGACCCCUACCCUCCAGCAUUGCUCUUCCUACUGUACAUAUUGGGGAGUGGGGGGCAGGGUCGGGAAGGGACAUGCCAGGCCAGGCCUGGGGCCCCGGGGCCUGACCCACACCACGCAGACCCCGGGCUCCAGUUUUUAACGAUGGUUCCAUCAAUACCUGAUCCAGAAUGUUUCCGUGCUACACUUUGUGUCCUGCUGCAAUGUGUUCUGUCUGUCCAUCCAUCUCUGCCCUCUGUACCGGACACUGUGUCUCCUCAGCCAGGAAGGGGUAAUGAGCUCCAGCCCCUAAGCAACCGGACUUGCCUGCCUCGGCCUCACCCGCACUUCUCCCAAAAGGCAGAUGACGGGGAGUUAGGCAUGGGGAGCUCCAGAAGGUCACCAGAGAGCUUUCAGCUGAGGGAGAGUUCUCUAGGUUGGAGUGGGCAUCACAGCCAGGGUGGCCUCUGGGUGUCAGAUGCUCUCAGGAGGGUGCCCAGCCUGUGAGGCACUGGCAAGGUAGGGGGCAGAUGGGGCAUGGAGAACCCAGAGGAUCUAGGCCCUGUUGGGGAGGGGAGGGGAGCUCAAGGUUUGGGUGGGGACUCAGCCCAGAUCUACGUGAGACAUUUUUCUGUGUCACUGUGGGAAAGCCUUCCCAGAAGUCUCACUGCGUGUUGCUCUGCGUGUGUUCCCAUGUCCAUGCGUGUGUUGAGAGCCCAUCAGGAGGGCAUGCAUGACUCUUUGGCAACAUGUAUUAUCUUGGAGCCACGUGUUUUUAUUGCUGACUUUAAAUAUUUAUCCCACGGCAGACAGAGACAUUUGGUGUCUUUUUAUAAUUCGCUCGUGGUCAUUGAAUAGAGCAAUAAACGGAGCAUUUUGAGCAAAACUAA
Messenger RNA from Homo sapiens (human), 3873 nucleotides. RefSeq names its product protein tyrosine phosphatase non-receptor type 5 (gene PTPN5). Gene Ontology annotation, molecular function: protein tyrosine phosphatase activity. The coding region runs from base 1266 to 2867 and encodes 533 amino acids. NCBI's taxonomy places the organism in Eukaryota, Metazoa, Chordata, Mammalia, Primates, Hominidae. The record is from RefSeq and is marked validated. Gene Ontology annotation, cellular component: endoplasmic reticulum membrane. The transcript is spliced from 15 exons.